Phyllopteryx taeniolatus (common seadragon) is the source of this 3307-nucleotide messenger RNA. RefSeq names its product WD repeat domain 20a (gene wdr20a). The record is from RefSeq and is a predicted model, not a curated record. The transcript has 4 exons. NCBI's taxonomy places the organism in Eukaryota, Metazoa, Chordata, Actinopteri, Syngnathiformes, Syngnathidae. Gene Ontology annotation, molecular function: protein binding. The coding region runs from base 47 to 1888 and encodes 613 amino acids.
UCCGCCCCCUCCAGUGCGUAAGAUCCGGCUUGGAGGAAAGGGAUGAAUGUUAAUUUCAAAGAUGGCGGCGGAGGGAGGAGGGAAGGAGAUGAACGAAAUCAAAACUCAAUUCACCACCCGGGAAGGCGUCUAUAAACUCCUCACUCACUCCGAAUACAGCCGCCCCAACAGAGUGCCUUUCAACUCGCAGGGCUCCAACCCGGUCAAGGUCUCCUUCGUCAACGUCAACGACCAGUCGGGCAACGGGGACAGGAUCUGUUUCAAUGUGGGCCGUGAGCUCUACUUCUACAUCUACAAAGGCGUGAGAAAGGCCGCUGACCUGAGCAAGCCCAUCGACAAGCGCAUCUACAAGGGGACACAGCCCACCUGUCAUGACUUCAACCACCUCACCGCCACGGCCGAGAGCGUUUCGCUGCUGGUGGGCUUCUCUGCCGGGCAGGUGCAGCUCAUCGACCCCAUCAAGAAGGAGACAAGCAAGCUCUUCAAUGAGGAGAGACUAAUAGACAAGUCCAGGGUGACGUGUGUGAAGUGGGUUCCAGGCUCCGAGAGCCUCUUCCUGGUGUCGCACGCCAGCGGCAACAUGUACCUGUACAACGUGGAGCACACGUGCGGCACCACCGCACCACACUACCAGCUCCUAAAGCAGGGUGACAACUACUCUGUGCACACCUGCAAGAGCAAAUCCACGCGGAACCCCCUCCUCAAAUGGACGGUGGGUGAGGGCGCCCUCAACGAGUUCGCUUUCUCCCCGGACGGGAAGUUCCUGGCGUGCGUGAGCCAGGACGGCUUCCUGCGGGUGUUCAACUUUGACGCCGUGGAGCUGCACGGCACCAUGAAGAGCUACUUCGGCGGCCUGCUGUGCGUGUGCUGGAGCCCAGACGGCAAGUACAUCGUAGCGGGCGGCGAGGACGACCUGGUCACGGUGUGGUCCUUCCUGGACUGCCGGGUGAUCGCGCGCGGCCACGGCCACAAGUCGUGGGUGAGCGUGGUGGCCUUCGAUCACUACACCACCAGCGUGGAGGAGAGCGACCCGCUGGAGUUCAGCGGCAGCGACGAGGACUUCCAGGAGCAGGUGGCCAACUCGGGGCGGGACCGCGCCAACAGCACGCAGUCGCGCCUCUCGAAGCGCAACUCCACCGACAGCCGGCCCGUCAGCGUCACGUACCGCUUCGGCUCGGUGGGCCAGGACACUCAGCUGUGCCUGUGGGACCUCACCGAGGACAUCCUGUUCCCGCAUCUGCCUCUUUCACGGACACGCACGCACACAAACGUGAUGAACGCUACCGUCCCGCCGGCAGGCCCCACCAUACUCACUUCUAGUACUAACGCCACCAACGGAAGCACCAGCGAGGCCAGCACUCCUGGCGUGAACUCUGUCUCCAGUACACUACCGCGUUCAAAUAGCCUGCCCCAUUCCACCACUUCCGGCACCACCGCAAUAACCACAACUACGACAGCAAAUAACACUAACAAGCCGAGCGGCGGCAUCAUGGACAGCACCAUCGCCACGGGCGUCAGCAAGUUCGCCACGCUGUCGCUGCACGAGCGCAAGGAGCGCCACCACGACAAGGACCACAAGCGCAACCACAGCAUGGGCCACAUCAGCAGUAAGAGCAGCGACAAGCUUAACGUGCUGACCAAGAUCAAGGCGGACGCCGCCAAGACACUGGGCACGCCGCUCUGCCCGCGCAUGGAGGACGUGCCGCUGCUUGAGCCGCUCAUCUGUAAAAAGAUAGCGCACGAGAGGCUGACUGUGCUCAUAUUUUUAGAGGACUGCUUAGUAACUGCUUGUCAGGAGGGAUUUAUUUGCACAUGGGCCAGGCCGGGCAAAGUGGGUUUAUUGUCCUCCCAAAACCAAGCCAGCUCUCCCAGUGGAACAGUAGUAUAGCCCACAACACAUCUGCUGCUAAAAAAAAACAAAAACACGCAAGCCACAGUCUGAUGCUGCUUUCCACUUCCUCUGCGAGUGUUGCAAGUUUCCUUUCCUUUUUUAUUUUAUAUGUGAUUUUUGUAUUAUUAAAUCCCCUGCCUUCCUACCUGCCUUUUUUCUAUUGAGCACUCACUUUGGAGCAGUGUUUCCCCAACCUUGAUUGAGUCAAGGUGUUUGUUUUACAUUGGAAAAAUCUCACGGCACGCCACAAACAAAUGUCACAAAAAGUAAAUUUACUGGAAAAAAUAGUCAAGCUACUCUACAAAUUGAUUUACUUAUUUACCCUUUGUCAUCUAGUGGAAGCUCGUAAUUAGAUCUGCCUGUCACGAUACGUCGGUGACAUAGAUGAACAAAGAGACAUUUAAAUAUAAAGUAAAUAUAUUCAACAUCUGUUGACCUAUUAGGUGAAAUUGGACAGUUGGGAAUCACUGCUUUCGAGGCGGGGUGAACAACCUGCGCCCAAAGACAGCCUGCUUUGGGGGCAAUCCCCCCCCCCCCCCAAAAAAAAAAAUUUAACCACAAAUGCCUAUAAUACUUCUUCCCCAAAAUAUUUUUUUUCCAUAGGAAAAAGGUUGCCCAUCCCUGCCUUAAAGAGGAAGACCGCAUCAAAAAAAGAAAAAAGUGCAAUGUGGACUGUUGCUCUACGUUAUUAGUUUUUAACUAAUUUUUACAUUCUUAUAUUAUUAAAGCAUCUUUCUAGAAUGUCAAAACUCAUCCUGAGAGGAUGGUUCCAUAACACUUUUUUUUUUUUUCUUAACUAGAAGUGUAGCCUAGACUGCUCAGGGUUAUUACAAUUGAGUGGAGUUUUUUAUUUAUUUCUUUUUUAACGAUCAAGCGAGCAUCUGGCAAUGUUGCAUCCUUUACAUCUGCCUCCCCACUAAUGACUUUUGCACUGAAUCUUUUUUUUUUGGUAUUACUACUACUCUGUUGGAGCAAAGGAUAUAAAAAAAAAAAAGCAGGCAGGGGACUGUUUUAACAUCCUCAUCAGAAUCAUCUUUAUUCCCCCCUCCCCUAUAAUAGCGAAAAACUGGAUGCUGCAAUUAUGUAGUCUUUUUAAAGCGAGAGAGAAAAGUUUGCACUUGUUUGUUAGAUGGAAAAAAAAUGGCUUUACAUGUUUUUGUGCUGUGCUCACAACUCACAGAUGGCUAAUACAGUAGAGAGGAAAAUACUAAAAUCUUUUAUCUAUUGAGCAUUUAUUUUAAUAUUGUGUUCAGAUUGAAAUGUGCUCUGUAUCAUAUUGUGUAUAUUGUAAUUAAUUGAUUUGAUGACGGGGGAGGGCAAGCUUACCAUUUCCACUGUGGGAAGUUUUGUCAUGGAUUGUUAUAUUUCUAAAGCCUAAAGUAUACAUAUUAAUAAUAUUAAAAAUAAUCUUGAAUA